Molecule: messenger RNA, 3708 nt
Organism: Xiphophorus couchianus (Monterrey platyfish)
Lineage: Eukaryota; Metazoa; Chordata; Actinopteri; Cyprinodontiformes; Poeciliidae
Gene: atp13a2
Product: ATPase cation transporting 13A2
Exons: 29
Coding region: 133-3603 (1156 amino acids)
Biological process (GO): polyamine transmembrane transport; intracellular calcium ion homeostasis; autophagosome-lysosome fusion
Cellular component (GO): late endosome membrane
Molecular function (GO): ATP binding; ATPase-coupled monoatomic cation transmembrane transporter activity; ATP hydrolysis activity
Source: RefSeq, a predicted model, not a curated record
GUGAUUCGGCUUGCCGUAGCAGAGUGCAAACUGCGUCUUCAGAUGCACGUUUUGAAACGGAGCAGCCUUUCCCGUUAGAGGACAGUUUGAGGUUUUCAGGAAGCAUGUAGAGGCUCUGGCCGUGACCACAGGAUGUACCAGCAGGGUAGCGUUGUGGAUCCGCAGAACGGAGUCCCUUCAUCCUAUCCACCAGACUCACACAUGGACUUGCAGGGGUAUAAGUGGGUGCGCUGGCGGGUGUGGUUGUGUCGUCUGGUGGCCCUGCUGACCUUGGGUCUCCUUCUGAUUGUCUUUCACUGGCGGCCCCGGCUCGCCGUCCUCGCACGCUGCCGAUCCUGCCCUCUGGUUUUGGCAGAUGUUCUGCUGUUAAGAGACAGUUUUGGCCAGCAGCAUGUUGUGGAGGUGCUCACGGAGGAGAUGGAGGCGGGCAGUUUGGAUCUGCUGGGGCAGCUCGACGAGGACUGGAGAGAUACGGUUCAGCUUCACAGAGAGGAGAAAACACUGCUGCGCUACUACUUGUAUGAAGGGCUUCGUUACGUCUGGUUGGACAGGAAGGGAGCUUUCUGUCGUGUUAGUGUCCUCAAUGAGGACUGGACUUGCAAAGGCUUGUAUGGCUUCCAAAACGGGUUGAGUCCUCAAGAGCAGAGCUGGAGGAGAAGCAUGUUUGGGGCCAACCUUAUUGAUGUGCCUGUAAAGUCUUAUGUGAGGCUACUGUUUGAGGAAGUCCUCAACCCUUUUUACAUAUUUCAGGUGUUCAGCAUCACCCUGUGGAGCAUUGAUGCGUAUUAUUACUAUGCCUUAUGCAUAUUUAUUAUCUCAGUCAUCUCCAUCAGUAUCUCACUGUAUGAAAUUCGAAAGCAAAGUAUAACUCUUCGCAACAUGGCUCGGUUCAUUACAAAUGUCACAAUAGGCAGAGACUCGGGAGAGGAAGACUGUGUGAGCUCUGAGGAGCUGGUCCCUGGUGACUGUCUGAUCAUCCCUCAGGAAGGCCUGGUGCUGCCCUGUGACGCCGCCCUGCUGGCCGGGGAGUGUCUGGUCAACGAGAGCAUGCUCACAGGGGAAAGUGUUCCAGUGCUGAAAACCCCCCUCCCAGCUGCAGACAGGACCUACAGCUCAGAGACUGAGCGCAGACACACUGUUUUCUGCGGCACCCACAUCAUUCAGGCUAAAGGGGGACGGCCAGGAGGAAGCGGCGCUGUUGCUGUGGUCACAAGCACCGGGUUUUUCACAGCCAAGGGUAACCUGGUCAGCUCCAUUUUAUACCCUCAGCCUAUCAACUUCCGCUUCUACCAAGAUGCCAUGAAGUUCCUGCUCAUUCUCGCUGUGAUUGCUUUCAUCGGUACUAUUUACAUUUUUGUGAUCCUCUUCAGAACCAAUAUCACCUGGCUGCAGUUAAUCAUCAGAAGCCUGGAUGUUGUGACCAUCGCGGUGCCUCCCGCUCUGCCUGCCGCCAUCACCACGGGAACUAUUUACGCCCAGAGCAGGCUCAAGAAGCGGGGCAUCUUCUGCAUCAGCCCUCCACGAAUCAACAUCUGCGGCAAGGUGUCUGUGUUCUGCUUCGAUAAGACUGGAACGCUGACAGAGGAGGGUCUGGAUGUGUGGGGGGUGUUGGAAAGUGGACCUGCUGGCUUCUCAGAACUGGUCCCUGACCCCACACUACUGCCACCAGGGGACAUGAGGGCUGCACUGGCCUGCUGUCACACGGUUACUCUACUGCAGGGUGAGCCCCUUGGAGACCCCUUGGAGCUCAAAAUGGUGGAGUCUACUGGCUGGACUCUCCAAGAGCCAGAGGGAGACGGAGACGCUGCUCACUCUACAUUUGGAGGUCACAAAGUUUUGGCUGUGAUGAGACCUCCAACUCAAAGGCCUCAAGCUCAGGGAACAUACUCCAGUGAGGCGGUUGCCAUCGUCAAGAGGUUUCCCUUCUCCUCGGCCUUGCAGAGGAUGAGUGUGGUGACGGUGGCCCAUGGGGGACGCUCUGCUCUGGCUUUCCUCAAAGGUUCCCCAGAGAUGGUGGCUAGCCUCUGUCGCCCUGAUACAGUUCCAGUUCAGUUCUCUGGCACGCUGCGUAACGUCUCCAGUGAAGGCCUCAGGGUUCUGGCACUCGCCUGUAAACCAGUAGAUGUCGACUCUGACUUACUGAACAUUGAACGGGAGGCAGUGGAGACAGAAAUGCAGUUCCUGGGCUUGUUGAUGAUGAAGAACCUGGUGAAGCCAGAGAGUGCAGAGGUCAUCCACACCCUGACACUCGCUCACGUUCGCAGUGUUAUGAUCACUGGGGACAAUAUUCUAACAGCAGUGAAUGUGGCAAAGAACUGCAGGAUGGUGAGACCUGACGAGAAGGUGAUUUUUGUCAUCGCAACCCCCCACUCUGCUGAAUCGGUGCCCAGUUUGAGGUUCAGCGUAGAAGAUGGUGGGACUGCUGCUGCUGCUGCCCAAGACCCCACAAACCACAUUAAUCAGGGUCUGUACCAGGCUGGUGUCGACUAUCAUUUCGCCAUAAAUGGGAAGUCCUUCGCCGCCCUCUGCGACCACUUCCCUGGAUAUCUUCCGAAGGUGUUGAUGAAAGCAACUGUAUUUGCGCGCAUGGCUCCCGACCAGAAAACCCAGCUGGUGAAGGAGCUGCAGAAACUGAACUAUCGAGUAGGCAUGUGCGGGGACGGGGCCAACGACUGCGGGGCCCUGAGAGCUGCCGACGUCGGGGUUUCCCUGUCCGAGGCCGAGGCAUCGGUCGCAUCGCCGUUCACCUCAAAGACGGAAAACAUCAGCUGUGUCCCACUGCUGAUCAGAGAGGGCAGAUGUUCUCUUGUUACGUCCUUCAGUCUCUUCAGGUACAUGGCGCUUUACAGCCUCAUCCAGUUCUGCUCUGUCCUCAUCCUGAACACAGUGAAGACAAUCAUGGCUGACCUGCAGUUCCUGUUCUGUGAUUUGUUCCUGGUGACCCUGCUGGCCAUCGUGAUGGGGAGGGGAGGUCCCAGUGAGGAGCUGCAUCCCUGCAGACCCCCAGCCAGCCUGCUGGCCCUGCCCGUGUUUGGCAGCCUCUUCAUUCACACCUGCACCGUCGUUCUGGGCCAGCUAGCUGCAUUCUUCAUCACCACCACGCAAGAAUGGUAUAUUCCGCUAAAUUCAACAGUAUUUGGAGCAGAAAACCUGCCCAACAUGGAGAACACGUCCGUGUUUGCCUUAUCGGCUUACCAGUACAUCAUCAUGGCAGUGAUAGUCACCAAGAGCUUUCCUCAUAAGAAACCUCUCUAUCAUAAUGUGAUCUUCCUCUGCCUGCUGCUGAUCCACUUUGCCGUGGUGACCUUUCUGGUGUUGUAUCCGGGUCCUUUUUUCAGGAGAAUAUUCAAACUGUACGACUUCAACGACAUGAACUUUAAGAUGCUGCUCGUUGCCAUGGCAGCUCUCAACCUCUUGGUGUGUUUUGUGGUAGAGCUGCUGAUAGAUGUGGGUGUUUUGAACUGCCUCCGGUUGCUGCGAGGGAGGCGUCCAUCCAAGAAGCAGUACAAACGUCUGAAGGCUCUGCUGUCUGACUCGGCAUCAUGGCCGCCACUUGAUGAAACCCUGUCCCCCACAAACAGCACAGUCAUCUCCUUCAGCUAGCGCUCACCUGAGCUUUAACCACGUUGGAUUUUCUAAACGGCAUCCCCUCCCUGGACAACAAUGCAAUGUUUACCUGAAAAAAAAUAAAAGCUAUUUUUAUGUAUA